Tribolium castaneum (red flour beetle) is the source of this 2492-nucleotide messenger RNA. RefSeq lists its product as uncharacterized. The transcript has 3 exons. The record is from RefSeq and is a predicted model, not a curated record. Bases 867 to 2459 code for a protein of 530 amino acids. Lineage: Eukaryota; Metazoa; Arthropoda; Insecta; Coleoptera; Tenebrionidae.
UCAGCUUUCUGAUCCCUCAUUCGUUUAACCAAGACAAAGAAUACCGUACCACAUAACGUAUGCAAAAUAAAUCACGGCCGUAUAAUUUUAUUGUUUCUGCUGUAAACUAGGUGUUGUAAAAGCGGAUUCGGUGAUGUCUAUUUUGUUUUGUAAAUAGAAUCUAAAGCUGGGUAAUCACAAUGCGUUACCAACUUACCUGUGACCUGUUUCGGUAACGACUUCGUAUAUACCUCCGUCUUUCCGUAGAUAUAUCUUGGCGGAGGGAGAAUGUUAGUGCCUACAGCUUAGGCGAGCAUUACCAUCCAUGGAUCAUUCAAGACGCUCUAUCCCAAUUUCAUUACGCAGGAAGCUGCUUUACUUCCCAAACAUAUUAAUUUGCUCGUAUAUGUGGGUUACGCGUGCCGACACAACCUUUUUAUUAUUAUCAUCGUCUUUUAUCGGCUUUAAGGAGGUGUUUCACCGGGAGAGUCAGGACGUGAACGCGGAGCGUGCUUUAAAAUUGUGCCGAAUAUUAAAUUUUCCUAAAAGUUUUAGCUAAACUAGAUCAUCUGUGAAUGCUGGAAGUUGUUUGAUCGGAUCUGAAAGUCGAAGACUUUGGGGCUAUCUGAAUGAGUGGUAAAAAAGCAAUCACACAAAACGUACAGACCCAACACGGGCUACAAAAGUCCAACCCUUGUUUACAACGGUCGUGAAAAUCGCCCCAGAUAAGAGCAAACGCAAUUUGAAAAUAAACGCAAAUAUUUUUGUCAAGCUGUGAGCAAAAUUUGAAACUGUCUGAUUUUGACAAUUCGCGUCACUUUGACUGUCUUUUACGUUAGUUUUUCCUAAUUUAUAAUGUCCAUUUUCUAUAAUUUCUACACUCUCAGAUGCUUCGUAAUGUUUUAAUCUGUAUCGCCGCUUUGAUGUAUAUUUUCGGGUGUAAAACCACAAAGGCAGCAAGCAUCCUAAGACCGAGUAAAAGUUUCCUUGAAGAAGUCGCCGAUUUUGAUAACAUAGUCGAGCCUGAAAGCAUCCAGUCUGGAAACAAUCUUGAAACGAGGGAAAGCGGGGACGAGGAAUACUACGAUGAAGACUGUCCGAACGGAAAAUGUCCCCGCGAUACCGACACAAGCACAGCUAAAUCAAUUUUAAACAAAUUGGGAUCCUCGUUUCUUCACAAAUUUUUUGCAAGAGACACCAGUCGCGCCGAGGACUAUAUGCGCAGACAACUAGAGCAGGAACAAGAAAACGAACAGAGGCAGUACGACAUUGAUCCGAAGAAUGAUCAAGAUUUUAUGCAAGAACAGGAGCGAUACGAAAACAUAACGAACGCCACAAAACAGCUCUACAACAAACUUGAAGAAGAGCAAGUGCAGCUGGGGCCACUGGGGGAAGAAAAUAUUUGUUGUGAGGAAGAAGAGCCGAUUAGGAGAACUUUCGUACAAAUCCCCCAAAAAAUUGUAGGUGGGAUACGUGCCUCUAAUGGUUUAUUAGAAAUGCAUUUUUACGAAAAAAUACCGGCUGCUGAUAGUGUUAAAAUAGUACCGCACGAACAACCAGUCUUUAUUAAUCUAUACCCAAAACAUGAGAAAAAUCGUCGGAUGGAAUCUGCCAAAAAAUACGAUUAUUUUGCUCUCGUGCCCCAGGAUAACAAGUUAAUACAAGUCCCUGCGGUCAAGUUUACUAUACUUCCAGAAUUCAAGCGCCGAAAAAAAGACAUUUAUUCGCCAUAUUUGGCAAAAUUAAAAAGAUUGCACCCAUUUAGACACGGCUCCAACUACCGACAUAACGCACACUCUUUCUCACUAGUUGAUAACAAAAUGAAUGAUGACGAGCUUGGUUCUGCAAAAUUAUACAAAAGAUUCGCCAAUUUGGAAAAUUCAAAUAAUAAAUAUUUGGAAGAAGCCGAUUUCCUGAUACAUAAUCGUGACAUUUCAUUGAAGUCUUCUCUGGACAGUUCUAGUAAAGAAAAGAAUGAAGAAGGAUUUAAUUUUAAUCAAAGUCCAGUUGCUGCAGCAGGAGCCAAAAAUGAUGUUAGUCCGGCGGAGGGAGGGCAAAGUUUGGUCAAUACGUUGGAAGAGGAGCAACGUUUAGUGGACAAUGACAAUGGGCUGAGUUUGGUAGAUGUGGAGGGGGGAGGUCAGGGCGACAGCCUGGUUGGUUCAAUUGAAGGUGGGGGGAAUAAUUUGGUCAAGGGCGAGGUUAGCGGUUUGGAGGGAGGGCAAAGUAUGGUCAAAAAUGAGGUUAGCGGUGUGGAGGAGGGGCAAGGUUUGGUCAAGAGCGAGGUUAGCGGUUUGGAGGGAGGGCAAAGUAUGGUCAAAAAUGAGGGGGAGGGGCAAGGUUUGGUCAAGAGUGAGGUUAGCGGUGUGGAGCAGGGGCAAAGUUUGGUUAAAAGUGAGGUUAGUGGGAUGGAAGGAGGGCAAGGCAUCGACGAUAGCUUAGUCAAAAGUGAGGUUGGGUCCGAUGAGGAAUUUUUAUAAAUAUAAUGUUUAUAAUAAAUUUUAUUAAAGCUU